CCAUCAGUUUUCAUCAAGACACAGAUAAUGCCUAAGAGACAGAAGAAGCAGAGUGAGCGUGGGGAUUCCUCGGUACAGACUGCUAGGCUCAGCACAAAGGGCAAGUUCCGAAAGACGGAUAGGUCUCAUCCUGCGAAUCGAGAGAUAACCCAGCAGUGGGAUAUACAUGAUGAUGAUUUCUAUGAGCAGAUGAGGGGAGUGGAAAUAUGUCCGUCGCGCUUCGCUCACAGAGACACUACAGAUGCAUUGGGGAUAACCGAGGAUAUUGAAGCCUUGUUCGCGAAGAUUGGCCUGGGAUACAUCUUCGAUCUUCACUGUGAUUGCUAUGCUGACUUGACCAGGCAGUUCCUCGCAUCAGCCCGCCUCUACCAUCCUGACGAGGACAACCCAGUUGCUGAUAAGGCGAUGUUCUCCUUCAUUGUGAACAGGCAGUUCCACUCCAUGACCAUCUUUCAGCUGUGCGACGUCUUUGGGUUCGGGAAAGGACGUCAAUCUUGUGUUCCUGACUUCCCGGAACACAAUGAUUUCUGGACAUUCAUCGCUUCAGGAAACUUCAUCUCUCGAGAGGCCAAGCAAGCGAGAAUACGUAGCCCUGUUCUGCGAUAUGCAGUGAGAGUGAUCAGCAGUGUUAUCUAUGGGAAGACGGAACCCGCUGCAGUGACAAAAGAUGAGCUAGCUCUUCUGUUCAUCGGGGCUGGACACCUAUGGCCUCAAGGCGCGGACAUUACCUAUGUUAGCGGGAAGGACAUAAACAUAGGAGCUGUGAUCGCGGAGAAGCUUGCGUACUUCAAAGUUUCAGAUACGAAGAGAUGUGGGUUUGGAGCGGUUAUCACACAGAUCUUAAGGCAUUGUGGAGUGUUUCUUCCACCUGUUGACAGAGUGGUGGAUAAGAAGGGGAUGUAUCAGAACUUUUUCGACAUGAGAGCACUCAUUAGCAGCCACUACCUCACCGGCCCUUGGCGAGGAAGCAUCGACAAGUCCGCCCCUCAUAUCUACCAGUUCCAGAACCAACAAGGGAGAGAGCAAUUUGUCAAGCUACCCGAUACCGCCAUCACCGAGCUGACUGAUCCAGGUGCUAUCAUAUUUCUACCACCGCCUGCAUCUCUCUGCACCAGACCCGCGACACUGAAGAAGAAAGGAGUCGCAUCAUCAUCGACACACCAGCAGACACCACAUGAUGAUAUAGAGGAGGAACCUGAAGAUGAGGAAAGUCUUUUCCCCACGGAUUUCACUCCGUAUAUGCUGCCACCAGCACCUCCCGCUACUGCAUCCGCUGCUGAGAUCAACGCUUGGUCGAUCAAGAGCCAUCAAACCAACAACUCCAUACUGCUGAAGAUGUGGAAGGAAUCUGCAACAUUAAGAAGGGAUGCGCAUCACAGCCAGCUGUUUCUGGAGAUAGCGAUGACGACUCAGGCGCUCACGACACCGCUGCUGGACCUGAGGCAGCGGAGGACUCUGAUGAUGAUGGAGCCUUGGAGAGGCGCUCCAAGAGGCGUACUGACCGCAACGCCUGAUCGGUAAUCUCUCUUGGAAUUAUUUUCACACCGAGACGGUGUGAAGUAAGUCUGGGGGAGGAUGCUACUUAUGUACCAUAUUGCUUUUAUUUCUUUUAUUUUCUUAGUUUAUCGGAUUUGAUUGUGUUUUUAAAAAA
Messenger RNA from Brassica napus (rape), 1651 nucleotides. RefSeq lists its product as uncharacterized. The record is from RefSeq and is a predicted model, not a curated record. The coding region runs from base 28 to 1521 and encodes 497 amino acids. The transcript has 2 exons. NCBI's taxonomy places the organism in Eukaryota, Viridiplantae, Streptophyta, Magnoliopsida, Brassicales, Brassicaceae.